GGUCUCUUGGUCUCCGUCUCAGAAGACUUGAACACACAUAGUCUCCCUCUGCACUCGGAUCACACAGAGAAGCAAGGAAGAAUGUCAGGCGUCACGAACCAGGAGGAGGACAAGAAGCCCACCGAUCAGUCCGCCCACAUCAACCUCAAAGUCAAGGGCCAGGAUGGGAAUGAAGUGUUUUUCAGGAUCAAGAGAAGUACCCAACUGAAGAAGCUUAUGAACGCUUACUGCGACAGACAGUCGGUGGAAUUCAACUCUAUUGCAUUCCUGUUUGAUGGCCGUCGUCUGAGAGCCGAGCAGACCCCUGAUGAGUUGGAAAUGGAAGAUGGGGAUGAAAUAGAUGCAAUGCUGCAUCAAACUGGAGGUUCUUUUGCCUAAUCAAUGAAUAUAGAAGGUUGUUUUCCUAGUAGGAGCUAAGUAUAUGUAGACUUUAAGCUAUCGCGAAGGCUGAUGUUUGAACUUUUAGUAUCUAUCAACACUAGUAGUCGUAUUUAAGCUUUAUUGCUAGAUGUUUGUCAAUACCUGGCAAUUGUGUGUGUAAUGAGUAUGGUGGUAUGGUUUCAAAGUAUAUGAGGUAUGGCUUCUGCUUUACA
This is a messenger RNA of Pyrus x bretschneideri (Chinese white pear), 593 nucleotides long. Its product is annotated as small ubiquitin-related modifier 1. Gene Ontology annotation, cellular component: nucleus. Gene Ontology annotation, molecular function: ubiquitin-like protein ligase binding; protein tag activity. The transcript is spliced from 3 exons. The record is from RefSeq and is a predicted model, not a curated record. Bases 82 to 378 code for a protein of 98 amino acids. Gene Ontology annotation, biological process: protein sumoylation. Lineage: Eukaryota; Viridiplantae; Streptophyta; Magnoliopsida; Rosales; Rosaceae.